This is a messenger RNA of Cornus florida, 951 nucleotides long. RefSeq lists its product as uncharacterized. Lineage: Eukaryota; Viridiplantae; Streptophyta; Magnoliopsida; Cornales; Cornaceae. The coding region runs from base 1 to 951 and encodes 316 amino acids. The record is from RefSeq and is a predicted model, not a curated record. The transcript is spliced from 2 exons.
AUGAGGGAGGAAGCACCGGCAUAUGAACAUAGGGUUGCGUCACCAUGGCGAAGUGAGUUUGCGGAGGACAAGUCAUUCGAUCCGCCUUACCGACCUUUAUUAGCAACAUUUGAUUACCACAGUUCAGAAAGAAGGUCUGCUGAUCGGGGGUUUUCAAGGGAAAACGAAGCGUUGCACUCAUCAGCAAGAAUGGUCGCAUCUCUGUUCACUGAUGAAAUUCUGAACGCGCCGAAUCCGAAGAAGUUCUCCAUGCCGGUUUUCAUUCUGUUUGACGGAACAACCGAUCCAGUCGAUCACAUCUACUAUAUUCAGUUGAAAAUGGCUCUGAAUACUAACAAUGAUCAUUUGAUGUGCAAAUACUUCCCUACGAGCUUGGCUGGACCAGCUCUUAAUUGGUUCAAGAAUCUGGCUCAGGGCUCAAUUGCCAGUUUCCAGGAUUUAUGCAAUAAGUUCAUAAGCCAGUACUAUGGGAAUAAACGUCCGGCUAAGGAUGUAUCAAGCCUUUUCACAAUGAAACAGCAUGAGGAUGAACGGCUCCAGGCUUUUCUCACCCGGUUCAACCUCAUUAAAAGUAUGGUAAUGGAGUGUCAUCCAUCCACAGCAGUCCAAGCAUUUAAACUCACAAUGAAUCGGGGGACGCCAUUCCGCACCAGUUUGGUGGUUAAUACGCCAAAGACCAUGGACGAGCUGAACGAGAAAGCUGACGAUUUUGUUCGUCUUGAGGAAGAAGAGGCAGCUAAUUCGAGGAAGACGUUAAUUAUUUCGACGGAAGAGAAGUCCAAAGCCAAGAUCCGGCAAAAACAAGCUCAGCCGCAACGUCACACCUCAUGGAAGGCGGAGAAAAGGCCCAGGGAGGAGGAAUCAGAACCUAAGGAGGCAGGUAGAGAUGCUAAUCGCAAAGGGGGAAUUUGUAAGCUAUGUUCAAGGUCCGGCGCAAGAGCAGAACUAUGA